Rattus rattus (black rat) is the source of this 490-nucleotide messenger RNA. RefSeq names its product resistin-like gamma. The transcript has 3 exons. Bases 7 to 342 code for a protein of 111 amino acids. Gene Ontology annotation, molecular function: hormone activity. NCBI's taxonomy places the organism in Eukaryota, Metazoa, Chordata, Mammalia, Rodentia, Muridae. Gene Ontology annotation, cellular component: extracellular region. The record is from RefSeq and is a predicted model, not a curated record.
AACAGGAUGAAGACUGCAACCUGUUCCCUUUUCAUCUGCAUCUUUCUUCUCCAGCUGAUGGUCCCAGUGUAUACUGAUGGGACCUUAGAGUCUAUUGUGGAGCAAAAGGUCAAGGAACUUCUUGCCCACCGAGAUAACUGUCCCUCCACUGUAACGAAGACUCUCUCCUGCACUAGUGUCAAGGCUACAGGCAGAUUGGCCUCCUGUCCUCCUGGAAUGGCUGUCACUGGAUGCGCUUGUGGCUAUGCCUGUGGAUCUUGGGAUAUCCGGGAUGGAACUACCUGCCACUGCCAGUGCGCAGUCAUGGAUUGGGCCACUGCCCGCUGCUGCCAACUGUCCUAAGAAUGUGGAGGCUGAGAACCCGGCUUUGAAAUGAAGAUUGUAACAGAAGCACAAUCUCAACUUGGAAACCUGGCUCAUAGCCCCUUGAUGAAAUCUUAUUGCCCAUUAGCCCUGCUUCUUGAAAAAUAAAGACUAAUUUUUGCAUGUG